Chrysemys picta bellii (western painted turtle) is the source of this 1290-nucleotide messenger RNA. Lineage: Eukaryota; Metazoa; Chordata; Testudines; Emydidae. The record is from RefSeq and is a predicted model, not a curated record.
CUAGGCCGUGGCAGCAACGUGGAUGUGGUGGUGGGGGAGACAGACUACAGCAGCUACGCCAUCCUGUACUACCAGAAGCUCCGGAAGAUCUCCAUCAAGCUCUAUGGACGCAGCGUCCGGGUCAGUGACGCCAUCGUGGGUAAAUUCGAGCAGCGCAUCACAGAGAUGAACAUGAGCGAGGACUUCACCUACUACUUCCCCACGUAUGGGUUCUGUGAGUCCGCGGAUCAAUUUCAUCUGCUCGAUGAAACGAAGAUUUAGGUGAAGAUGGAAAUGCCAGAGACCCCGGGAGCCAACCAGCCACGUCUGCAACCAUGCUGGGCACAGGAGCCUGGCCACUGGAUCUGCCAGUGAACUCUGUGGCCCAGUUAUUCAGCCAGGGCUGGGGAGCUCCAGGUGGACGCUGGGCCAAGGGAGUGAUGAAGGGGUGGGACUGGGGUCUCCUCUGUAGCCCUAACCCUAGUGUUUGUUCACCCCCAGCCCUUGCUCCCCCUCACUCCCCAGGCUCAUGUCUCUUCCACACGAUAUCACCACACAAAGGCAGAUUCAGGUUUUGUGGGGCUCUGCACCAGACCAGUGGGGCCUGCUCCCCACCCCUUCCUCCUGCAGUCCCCCCCAACCCCCUCUGUGCUUCUGCCGGAGAGCGGGCUUGGGGAGCAGGGGCUUCCCCCCACUUCCUGGCAGGAGCGCCGAGUGGGCAGAGUGGGUUGGGGCACAGGGGCGCCCGAAUUGGCCGGGGCCCCGUUGGCCCAGUGGCUAAUCCAUCAAUGCCCCUGUGCCCUCCUGCGGGAUCCCUGGCCCAGCUGCCGCUCACUGCUACUGCCCCGCUCCCCUGACCUGAUUCGGCGCUCACUCUCCUUGCUGUCCCCAGAGGGGCUGUGCGUCCCCAUGAGGAAGCCCUGCUCUUCUGACACUGACGCAGCAUGGCCUUCAACCCUUCGCUUCCGCCUCCUGUGCGCUGCCCCUUUCAAUUGCUCAGGGCCUGGCUGGGCCGUUGUGCUGGGCUCAGUCUGACUGGCAUGGAGCAGAUGCCCAGCUUACGCUCUCUCUCUGGACUCCACAAUAAACGCGGGCCAGGCUGGAAGGCCCCUGUGCUCCUUGCAGAUGGGAAAAGGAUACAAGUGUGACAGGCGGGUCGGGAAGGGGGAACCCCCCUCCCAGGGCCCCACACGGUUCCAGUCUCUGUGGUGAGCGGUUAUUCCUGCUGCCCCGGCAGCGCAUUCCUUGCAGGAGUGUUGCGCCAGUCCAUGUCAUUCACCCGGUGUCUGCAGUCCUUCAACAACCCGGUUU